AGAGCCUCGCGGUGCCGCGCCCUGGGGCGGGCCUGCCUGUGGCCUGCCGGGAAAUGUAGUGUCUGAAGCCCCGCCCGCGCCGCCCCGCCAGUCGCCGGCCGGGCGCCCCGUGCAACUACAAGUUCCAUCACGCUCCGCGAGGCCUUGAUCUCCAGGCUUUUGCAGGGAAGGGAGUGGGACGAACAUGGCUGAAGGCAGUCGGGGUGGCCCAACGUGUAGCCUGGUGGGUGGCAAGCAGGACCCCGUUUCCGGCAGUGGCGGCUGCAACUUUCCAGAGUAUGAGCUUCCGGAGCUAAGUACGCGCGCUUUCCAUGUGGGCGCCUUUGGGGAGCUGUGGCGGGGUCGUCUGCGCGGUGCCGGGGACUUGUCGCUAAGGGAGUCGCCGGCAUCCGUGCUGCCAGCGAGUCAGGGGAGCGCUGACUCCGACCGGGAGGAUGCCGCGGUGGCCCGGGAUCUGAACUGCAGCUUGGAGGCGGCGGCUGAGCUGAGGACGGUGUGCGGCCUGGAUAAACUGAAAUGCCUUGAGGACGGAGAGGAUCCAGAAGUCAUUCCCGAGAAUACUGACCUGGUGACUUUGGGGGUUAGAAAAAGGUUCUUGGAACAUCGGGAAGAAACCAUUACAAUAGAUCGAGUCUGCAGACAAGAAACAUUUGUUUAUGAGAUGGAGUCACAUGCCAUAGGAAAAAAGCCUGAAAAUCCAGCAGACAUGAUAGAAGAAGGGGAGCUUAUCCUAUCUGUGAAUAUCUUGUACCCUGUUAUAUUUCAUAAGCACAAAGAACACAAACCAUACCAAACAAUGCUGGUAUUGGGCAGUCAAAAGCUCACAGAACUGAGGGAUUCAAUUUGCUGUGUCAGUGACCUCCAGAUUGGUGGUGAAUUCAGCAACACUCCUGACCAAGCCCCUGAGCACAUCAGCAAAGACCUAUACAAGUCAGCCUUUUUUUAUUUUGAAGGCACAUUUUAUAAUGAUAAAAGAUACCCAGAAUGCAGAGAUUUGAGCAGAACUAUUAUUGAGUGGUCAGAGUCCCAUGAUAGAGGCUAUGGAAAGUUUCAGACUGCCAAAAUGGAAGAUUUUACCUUCAAUGACUUAUGUAUUAAGCUGGGUUUUCCUUACUUAUACUGUCAUCAGGGAGACUGUGAACAUGUCAUUGUCAUUACUGACAUAAGGCUUGUGCAUCAUGAUGACUGCUUGGAUAGGACACUGUAUCCCCUCCUUAUCAAGAAGCACUGGCUAUGGACCAGAAAAUGUUUUGUUUGUAAAAUGUAUACAGCUAGAUGGGUGACGAACAAUGACAGUUUUGCACCAGAGGACCCAUGUUUCUUUUGUGAUGUUUGCUUCCGGAUGCUCCACUAUGAUUCAGAAGGCAACAAACUGGGGGAAUUCCUUGCUUAUCCUUAUGUUGAUCCUGGAACCUUUAAUUAAGAAUAGCUACACAUACAGAAGUACCCCCUCAUGAAGUAACUGUUCUGUUGGAUCAUUACCUUGUUUCUAAGAAACGCCACUGAGCAGUAGGAUCCACUUUGAACAGUCUGUUAAAGCUACCACAAAAAAUGUCCAAAUCACAGAUAUUCUUAUAAUGAUUGUAUUUAAAUGUUAAUAACAUAUUUUCAUAUUUUAUUACGAAGUGUAUUUUUUAAUUUAGUGCUUUUUACCCAUUUUGAGUUAUUUAAGUUGUAUUACUUUAUGUAGUUUGGCGAUAAAUCCUUUGUCAGUCAUACAUAUUCUUUCACUCAAUCCAUGCCUUCCCUAUUCAUCUCUGUCCAGUGUUUUUUGCUAAACAUAGAAUUAAUGAUACAUCAAGUAGUAGAAGUGUUUUGAAAAUUCUUUGAAGAAUGUGAGCGCUACACCUUCUACCAUGAGGCUUCCAAGGUAAAGAUCCUUCAAACAUCUUUUGGAAAUGGAAAUUAGGGAAAACAAUAAUAAUGAAUUAUUUACAAGUAAGAUAAAAUUAAUAGCGUUGGGUUUAUUUAUUUUGAGAUGAAGUCUUGCUUGUCACCCAGGCUGGAGUGCAAUGGCGCAAUCUUGGCUCACUGCAACCUCUGUCUCUUGGGUUCCAGCGAUUCUCCUGCCUCAGCCUUCCAAGUAGCUGGGAUUAUAGGCGCCUGCUAUCAUGCCCAGCUGAUUUUCCUAUUUUCAGUAGAGAUGGGGUUUCACCAUAUUGGCCAGGCUGGUCUUGAACUCCUGACCUCAGGCAGUCCUCCUACCUUGGCCUCCCAAAGUGCUGAGAUUACAGGCAUGAGCCACCGUGCCUGGCCGCUUUGGGGUAAUUUGUAGUGUGCUGUUUAGUAGUGUUAGGUUUUGUUUUGAAGGAAACUAGGUACACAGACAUGUUAGUAAGACUAUGUGAAUAAUUAAUGUAAAAAAAUCUUGAGUAUGUACUCAUAACUCCUGAAACAUUAACCUGAAGCUUUAUUUCUUGAUAAAAGCUUUAUGAAUGCUAUGAGUUGAAAAUAUGUCAAUUUAAUACCAUGAUUUAAAAAACAAUAGCAGAUUUCACAUGACUGUGAGGACAUGGAAAAAUCAAGAUGUUAAUUGAUUGUGAGCUCUGGCUCACUUAUUCUUCAGUAAUGGUACUACUGGAUAGAUACUAAUAUUCUGUAAGCAAAAAGACAAAUUUUUCUGGUCCAGGUCUUCCAUUCUUCUGGUCCCCUUACUUUAAUAAUGCUAGUUCUCAUCUUAUUCUGAG
This is a messenger RNA of Saimiri boliviensis boliviensis (Bolivian squirrel monkey), 2687 nucleotides long. RefSeq names its product small nuclear RNA activating complex polypeptide 3 (gene SNAPC3). Lineage: Eukaryota; Metazoa; Chordata; Mammalia; Primates; Cebidae. Gene Ontology annotation, molecular function: RNA polymerase III type 3 promoter sequence-specific DNA binding; RNA polymerase II cis-regulatory region sequence-specific DNA binding; bent DNA binding. Gene Ontology annotation, biological process: snRNA transcription by RNA polymerase II; snRNA transcription by RNA polymerase III. The record is from RefSeq and is a predicted model, not a curated record. Gene Ontology annotation, cellular component: snRNA-activating protein complex.